Alexandromys fortis (reed vole) is the source of this 4053-nucleotide messenger RNA. RefSeq names its product adiponectin, C1Q and collagen domain containing (gene Adipoq). Lineage: Eukaryota; Metazoa; Chordata; Mammalia; Rodentia; Cricetidae. The transcript is spliced from 3 exons. The coding region runs from base 164 to 895 and encodes 243 amino acids. Gene Ontology annotation, molecular function: protein binding. The record is from RefSeq and is a predicted model, not a curated record.
GGGCACUGCUCACUGGCUGCUGUCCCUCGCCAGACUGGCCAAUGGUGAAAUGGGGACAGCCUGUCCCCAUGAGUACCGGUUUCACUCAUAAGGCCAGGCCAUUUUCUCCUCAUUUUCAUCUGUACGAUAGCCAGUAGAUCUGACUACACCAGAAGGGCUCAGGAUGCUGCUCCAAACUGUCCUGCUGCUCUUAGUUCUGCACUGUCAUGCUGAGGUUACCACAGCUGAAGAACCAGGAGUCCCACUCCCUCCUCCCAAGGGGACUUGUGAAGGUUGGAUGGCAGGCAUCCCAGGACAUCCUGGCCACAAUGGAACACCAGGCCGUGAUGGCAGAGAUGGUACUCCUGGUGAGAAGGGCGAGAAAGGAGAUGCAGGUCUUCUUGGCCCUAAGGGCGAGACAGGAGAUGUUGGGGGGACUGGAGCUGAAGGGCCCCGAGGCUUUCCCGGAAUCCCCGGCAGGAAAGGCGAGCCUGGAGAAGGCGCUUACGUGUAUCGCUCAGCAUUCAGCGUGGGGCUGGAGACCGGAGUCACGGUGCCCAAUGUUCCCAUCCGCUUUACUAAGAUCUUCUACAACCAACAGAACCACUACGACGGCAGCACUGGGAAAUUCUACUGCAACAUCCCUGGGCUCUACUACUUCUCCUACCACAUCACAGUGUACCUGAAGGACGUGAAGGUGGGCCUCUUCAAGAAGGACAAGGCUGUUCUCUUCACCUACGACCAGUACCAGGAAAAGAAUGUGGACCAGGCUUCUGGCUCUGUGCUCCUCCACCUGGAAGUGGGCGACCAAGUCUGGCUCCAGGUGUACGGGGAUGGGGAUCAUAACGGACUCUAUGCAGACAAUGUCAAUGACUGUACCUUCACUGGCUUCCUCCUGUACCAUGAUACCAACUAACUCAGAGCUCCAGUGGCCUAAGUACCCCCAAGAAUCAAGGAACAGUCAGCAGGCUUCCAGCAUAGUUUGAAAGAUUGGUUUUAUUGUUGAGUUUGAGGGUUCUGAAUAUUAUCCGCAUGUGUACUCAUUCAUUCAUGAAAUGGCUUUAUUAAAAAAAAUCAUUUCUGUGUUCUUAGUCCAGAAAAAGAAGCAUUCCCUGGUCUCCGCAAGUUUUACAUAGUAGCAAUAAUAGAAUAAAAAUAACAUUUAGGGGGAAGUUUCACAAUACUCUCACUAAUGCUAUUUUUUUGAUGGAAUCUUUUUUCUUUUUUUUUUUUUCACUAAUGCUAUUUUGUGUUCACUGUCUCUCUUGAUGUUCACACAAAUCCUGUGCAUACUGUAUAUAUAUGAAAUGCAGUAUUUCCUCUUUCUACAGUUGGGGUCUUUAGGCUGAGUUUAUGAAUGUCUAAAGUCUUAAAUGUAUUAAAAUAGCAGAGCUAAAAGUGGAGGCCAGAGCAGGGUCUGUUCCCACUGGAAGUGUAGGUUAAAAGGGCCAGUUCCUGUGAAAGUUGUUACUUCUCUGCCCGGCUCCACUCUGGCAAAAGAAGAUCAUUGCCCAAACCUCAUUCAAGAGAUUUAUUGGGAGGGAAGAAUCCAGGAGCCGGAAGGGAGCAGAGAGAACACUUUUUCUGGGGAAACCUUCCCCUAGCGGAGCAGAGUUGUUACACUCUGGGGAACCUGAGCAGAAUUGUUUCACUGGGGAAACCUUUCCCUGCUACAUUUACAGUGACUGAGGUAUUCCUUGGCUCCCAACUGCCAGGGUACCUUUCUAUCCAAGUUGCAUGGCUUACUGGAAAGUACCAUUUUUCAAAACCACAUGGUUGUUUGGAGUGUUGGUAGAGGUCUCUUGACCACCUCAUUUGAGGGUCCAUUAAGACUUCUCCUCAAUAGAGCUUUCUCAGAGAAGAUGGUCCUAUGUCCAGGUCCUAUUCCAGCUGGAUGGACACUCAUUGAGUCCUUCCCCACUCUGCCAUCUGCUUCUCUGCAUCUGUGCUCAUACCCUUUCUUCCAGCUAGGUAAAUCCCUUCCACCUCCACCUGUGGGUUGUUCCCUGUCCCUCCAGGCUGCUGGGAUAGGAGAUUUUCUGAUGUGUCUCCUUCCACGCUGCUCUGUGUUUUUCCACAGAUGAAAAUCUCUGUGUGAGAUGUGUUCUCCUUAGCCUAGGAGCAAUUUCUUGUUAAAGCUGACCUCCCUAAGCUGGGCAGUGGUGGUGGUGGUGGUGCAUGCCUUUAAUCCUAGCCCUCAGGAGGCAGAAGCAGGAGGAUUGGGCUAACCUGUGAGUUCGAGGCCAACAUAGUCUACAAGAGCUAGUUCCAGGACAGGCUCCAACACUACAGAGAAACCCUGUCUCGAAAAACCAAAGCAAAGCAAAGCAAAGCAAACCAAACCAAACAAAACCAAAGCAAACAAAACAAAACAAAACAACAACAACAAAAAAAACCUGAACUUCCCACCCCAGAAUCCUCCGAAGGUCCUUGACAAUUGCUUAAAAGCAAGCAGUCUCCUGAAUACCAUUGCUGUAAGUGGAGACUGCAUUUUUGGUUCCUCGCCACCCAGACUUGAAUAAUCACACAAAACUAUAUUAUUUACAACACUCUUUGACUGAUAGCUCAGGCAUAUUCCUACCUAGCUCUUAUGUUUUAAAUUGACCCAUUUCUAUUAAUCUGUGUAUCACCACGAGGCUGUGACUUACCUACAGUAAGGUUCUUGCAUCUUUCUCCUUUGGCAGCUACAUGUCAUCUCCCUGACUCCACCUUCUUUCCUUGCUAACUCUGCUUGGAUUUCCUGCCUUGCUAAACUUUGUCCUGUCAUAGACCAAAGUAGCUUCUUUAUUAACCAAUGACAAUAAAACAUUCACAGCUUACAAAGGGGAAUCCCAUGUCACAUUGCUAUCCAUAAUUUACUUCAGUUCAGUUUCUACAGUACUCAUUCUUACCCAGAGAUCCAUCUCAUUCAGAAACACUGUGAUUUUAAGCCCCCAGCCCCUGUUCAAAUGGACAGCUUCAUCCUUUCCCGCUGAGGCGAAAGAUGCCUGUGCUUUCUACAACACCCACAAAAUUCUUCCUCGAUUUCAGCCAGAAACACAAAGCACAGAAGAAUUUGCCUCAUUCUUUCCCUGAGCACUGACAGGGUAGAGGAAGAACCAGCACUCCUGAAUUAAUUCUUACUUUCCAAGACUUACAGGUGGGAGGGCUGGAGAGACGGCUCUGUGUUUACAAGCAUUUGCUGAUCUCAUAGAGGACCUGGGUUCUGAUGCCAGCAGCCACACUGGACACCUCAUGGCUACCUAUAAUUUCAGUUCCAGGGAUCCUAUGUCCUUUUCUGGUUUCUGCAGACACUUCAUGCUCAUGGUGCUCUUGAAUAUAUUCAGGCACACAUACAUACGCAUAAAAUAAACAAGUAAGCCUUAAAAUACAGGUGGUUCUCUAUAAGAGGCAAAGUCCUUUGCUAACUCUGCCUUAGGAGCUGUUAAAUACACUUGGUUCAAGAUCUUGGUUAGUGCUGGCCUUUGAAGGAGCACCUUGACACACUGCCUGGCUCUCAGUGUGUGUUGAGGAUAUGAACAGGCCUCCUUGGCUUCCCUGUUUUAUAGUUCUAUAGCCCUUUGUUCCUUCUAUCUGUGAGCAGCGGGCAUUUGCAGCCCCUGGGCAGCCACGUGUUACUGAAAUAACCCAGAGCUCCCACAUGCUACUCAAGUGCUCACCAUUGAGCUGUAGCUCAAGCCCUGGAUUUGGAUAUUUUAAAACUAAUCAUUAAAGCCAAGAGAUGUUUGGAAAUUGAAAAAAAAAACCCAAAAAACAAAAAAAAAUGAUGACUUCAAAUGAUUUUGUUUAUGCUCAUUAGUAAAAGUCUCUUGUAUAAAUUACAAAAGGCGCUACAAAUGGCUCACAGUGGUAGACUUUCCCUUAGGAGGAAACUGCUUGAGUGGAGCACUUUAAAGGUUUAGGGAAAGAAUAAAUAGCUCUGCAAAUGUGGCUUUGUUUUCAAGUUUGUGUUCUGGGUGAUUCCCUUUGGUAAGGACACUGGAGGCUUGGUCUUUUAAAGUGCUCGCUUAUUGUUGUUUUCUACAAGUAAAGAUCCAUUCCAAAAUUACAAAUAAAACUAUAUGCUGUGCACCA